CCCAUUUUUUUAUUGGGUUGUUUGUUUCUUUUGACAUAGAACUGCAUGAACUGUUUGUAUAUUUUGGAGAUUCCAACUGUAAACCAUUUGUGCAGAUACUCCAGUGUGUACCAGUUGACUCUCAGCCCCAGUAGAUUUGUAUGUACCAACAUGAAAUGAUCUCAAAGACACAUUCCUUGGUGAAAAAAAAUCAAAUUGCAUAGCAGCAUCUAUACAACGAUUUUAUUUAUGUAAGAAGAAUCAAAUGCUAUUGUGUGUUAAAAAUAUGGAGAAAAAAGACUGAAAGAAUAUACUCCAGAUUAUCUCUGGGAAGGGGGUGGUUUCAUUUGGGUAGAGUGGGGUGGUGAUGGUUAUAAAAAUUACUGUCUUAUCCUGUAUACUUUCAUAUUAUCUAAAUAUUUUAAGGUGAGGAUACAUCCAUGUGUAACUUGUAUAAUUAGAAAACUAAAAUAGAAGGAGGCCUCAGGGAAUAAGAAUGUGUUUGUGUCUCCAGACCAUCCAGAGAAGAGGUUGCUCUGAUGUGUGGUUCCUGAAUAUCCAUUCUCUGAUUCUGUGCACCUUUAUUGAGAGCAUCAGGUUCAAAGUUUGAUGCCGUUAAGAUUGUCUAAGUAGUCCACUCUUUCUCCAGUUCUGUGCUUCCUAAGGAGUGUCCUGAUGACAACAGUUUGGUUCCCCUACAGUUUUUCUAUAUUGGAGAGAAUAUAUUAACCAGCUGGACAUUAAGCAUAUAAAAUUUUCACUGUAAACUGGUGAAGUGACUUUAUGUUUUCUACAUCACUCUCCUUGUGAAUUUGAUUAGUACACAUCAGAUUUUGAAGCAUUUUUUGGCUUCAAGGGUGAGGGCUAGGUCCUGGAUCAUGAUGCUAUAGUGAAAUUACUGUCCAAUGGGGGCUUCUUCCUUAAGGACCACCUCUGUCUUAUUUUUAUGUAAACAAAACAGUGAUAUCUUAUUUUCUUUCAUUAAGCAGAACUCUAGUUUUCAAACCUAGAUCCUUCCCAGUUGUACCUAGGGGCUGAAUGUUUUGGAGAGAAAGAGAGGUCCAAAGAGACACCUAUCAAGGUGAGUGAAUAAGGAAGGAUAGGUGAGAUGGACCUAGCAAAAGUUACAGCCUGGAUCACCUUUGAAAUCUUGAAAGAGGAACUCUUCAAUUAUCACUGGUCUGCCAAGGUACUGAUUAUAGGCAACCUAAGGAAAUAUAAUUACUUUUCACCCAUUUUUGAGGACUAGAAACGGUAGGUGAGUGGUAAUUUUCCCCAACACUUAACUUACCCAAGAUUAAUAUACUUAUCCCUUUCACAUUCUCCUGCUAUUUAUCACUCUGGAUGAUCCUAAAUUACCUGGGUCAGUUUUUAGUAUUUGAGUGUUUCAGAAUCAAUUACAAUAGGGAAGUUUAUAGAUUUACCAAAACCUGUCACUUCUUAAUCUCUUUCUCCCAAUCACCUAUUCUAAUCUUUUCCCCAGGUCGUUGUGAUCUUCUUUCUCUAUUACUGAGAAGAGAAUAAAAAUCAGGACUUCACAAUGCAGGUCCUCUCUUCUGCACGGAGGACAUUUUCCUUUGUGAAUGUUUUUUUCAGGCAAGAAAAUCAAGCCUGAUGGCACAGUGUUAAAUGACUUGAAAAGACAUGGAGGGUCAGAGAGCCUGGUCAUCAGGGGUUCACAUUAGGAGAAGUUGAAGAUGCAUGCUGAAUAAGGACUAGAAGGGGAAAUCCUGCAGGAAUGACUGGGAGGACACCAUAUGCACACAGACCUUUCACAGGAGAACAGUGUUACUCUAAGGAUAAUCAUCUUUGAGAAAGUACCUUGUAAGUAUUCUGAAUCUGAGAGACAGUUUCUUUUAAACUGGAACCUAUUAGACACCCCCUUCAUCGUGUUACAAAAAGCAUGAGUUCCAGCCAGAUUUCACUGCAAGUGAAACAUCAGAGACUUAAAAGACAGAAGAAACCUUCCAAGUGUAGUGAAUGUGGAAAGUUUUUUACUCAGAGAUCGUCUCUUACCCAGCAUCAGAAGAUUCACACGGGAGAGAAACCCUAUGUUUGUACUGAAUGUGGAACUUGUUUCCGGAAACAGUCAAAUCUUACUCAACAUCUGAGGGUUCAUACGGGAGAGAAACCUUAUAAAUGUAAUGAAUGUGAGAAAGCCUUUCAAACAAAAGCAGUUCUCGUCCAGCAUCUGAGAAUUCAUACUGGGGAGAAACCCUAUAAAUGCAAUGAAUGUGGCAAAGCCUUUUGUCAGAGUCCAUCCCUUGUUAAACACCUGAGAAUUCAUACUGGAGAGAAGCCCUAUAAAUGCAGCGAGUGUGGCAAAGCCUUCAGUCAGAGCAUAUGCCUUACUCGUCAUCAGAGAAGUCAUUCUGGAGAUAGACCUUAUAAGUGUAUUGACUGUGGGAAAGCCUUUAAUCAGAGUGCGUGCCUCAGGCAGCAUCAGAGAAUCCACUCAGGAGAGAAGCCCUACAUAUGUACCAAAUGUGGUAAAGCCUUCAUUCAGAACUCUUCCCUUGUUGAACAUGAGAGAACUCACACUGGAGAGAAACUUUUUAAGUGUAGUGAGUGUGAAAAAACCUUCCGCAAGCAAGCACACCUUAGUGAACAUUACAGAAUUCACACUGGAGAGAAAGCUUAUGAAUGUGCUAACUGUGGGAAAUCCUUCAGGCACAGCUCAGCGCUUGCUCGACAUCAGAGGCUUCAUGCUGGGGAAUAAAACUCGGGAUAUAACUAGGGUGGAAAGACUUGUAUCAAUAUGAAAACACUUCUUUUAUUUUCUAAAUUCUUAAGAGAUUAGGACUCAAAUCUUCACCUGGGAUGAAUGUUUUGUAUGUUGAGCACAAGGCAAUGUGUCGUAAAAAUUAAGAAAAUAGACUCAGAACUAGAUAGUCUUAAGUUUGAUGGCUUCUCUGCCACUUAAUGGGUGUCUGACCUUACCGCCCUGAGCCUCAGUUUUUCCCAUCCUCCCCAAAGAAUAAUGAGGAUACUUACUAGGUUGUCUUGAGAAUAAAAUGAGUGGUAUAUAAUAACUAACUGCCAGUAAUUGGUUUUGAGUGAUAGAUGUUGCAAAAGUUUAUAAAUCUGGUUAUUGAAAACAAAGGUCAAUUUUUUGUUUAUCAUAAUGUAUUUUUUCUUAAGAAUAUCCUUGUAAUUGGGCUGUGAUUUCAUACUUAAUCUACAGGCUAUUUAAAAUAUAACAUAUAGAUUUAAAUAGGAGAACACAUUUAAGACCAGUUUCUCCUUGAAAAAAUUCAGAUUUAAUCAGAGAAAAAAGAAAUGAUUGGGAUUUGAGUGGACAUUUUGGGUACUCUGAAUAGUUUUAUGUAGAUUUUGAUACCUUCCAUUGUUGGGUCUAAUUUCACUUCAAGCUCUGGACUUCUCGUUUCCAUGAAAAAGGAAGCCUCACUAACUAACUGAGUAAAAACUCGUGUUCAGGACUUUUGUGUGUGUUUUGAGGUGGAGUGGAAUGAGGAGAAGACACAGGAGAAUAGAGAGGGGGCAUAAGACAGAGAAUAUAAGCCUGUUGAUGAGGACGUGGCUUUAUUUGUUUUGAAAUCUAGGAGCACAACACUAAAGGGGAGCCUCUUAAGGGAAGAGGAGGGUAGGAGACGUUGAGUUCCUAGGCGCCAGCAGGUGGGGCCUACAUGAGAAUAGCGUCUUGGGGAUAAGUGGGUGGGGAUGCCUCACAACAAAGAAUGGCUUCUUAGAGCUCAAAAGAAGCAAACAAAUCAAAGGAU
Messenger RNA from Delphinapterus leucas (beluga whale), 3719 nucleotides. Lineage: Eukaryota; Metazoa; Chordata; Mammalia; Artiodactyla; Monodontidae. The record is from RefSeq and is a predicted model, not a curated record.